AUGUCCUUCACAUUCACCCUCCGGCAUGGCCCUGCGCGUCUGGCGCAGCGUCUGCCCAAGUCCGCCCUGCAAACUCCCAUCCGCAGCUUCCAGCACCAGGCCGGCAGCAAGACCACCAGCAGCUUCUUCACAUCGCGCAUUGUCCCGACAGCAUCUCGCAGCGCCUUUGGCAAGUCGGGCAGCGCCCGCUUCGUCCACGACAGAGUCAUUGUUGCGCAGCAGGCGGCCCGCAGCUCCCGCACACGGCAGCUGCUUGUCGGUGGCGCCAUCUUUGGCGGUACGCUUGUUGCCAUCAACGCCGUCUUCAACAGAGAGACCCGCGAGGAUGGCGGCAUGCCCGUCUUUGAGCGCGAGUACCUCAACAGCACCUUCCUGCACACCGGUCUCGGCAUUGGUAUCAUUGCCCUGACGGCUAGACAGAUGGUCCGCACUGGCUUUGUCUACCGCCUCAUGGUCACCAACCCGUGGGUUGUUGGUAUAGGCGGUCUUGCCCUCAGCUUCGGCACCAUGAUUGGCACACGGUCCAUCAGCCCCGACAACUAUAUCCCCAAGUACGCUCUAUGGACUGCCUUCAACGCCACCCAGGCCGCCUUUGUUGCGCCUCUGCUGGCCUUUGUCCCCAUGCCCAUCCUCGCCCGCGCCGGUCUCUACACCGUUGCCAUGAUGGGUGCGCUGUCUGUUGUCGGCGCCACUGCUAAGCAGGAGAAGUACCUCUACAUUGGUGGUCCUCUUUUGGCCGGUGCUGCCAUUGUCGCCGUCUCUGGCUUCGCCCCGCUGCUGCUGCCCGUUACCGCCGUCCGCACGCUCGCCUUGACCGAGAGCAUCUGGCUGUACGGUGGCCUCGCCGUCUUUGGCGGCUUCACGCUUUACGAUAUCCAGAAGAUCUUGUACCAUGCUCGUCUUGCUGAGCGUGGCGUCAUGCGCCGCGACCCCGUCAACGAGAGUAUUGCCCUCGAGCUCGACUUCCUCAACAUCUUCAUCCGUAUGGUGCAGAUCCUCAGCGCCAACCAGAACCGCAAGCGAUAA
Messenger RNA from [Torrubiella] hemipterigena, 1026 nucleotides. The record is from the annotation of a GenBank genome assembly. Lineage: Eukaryota; Fungi; Ascomycota; Sordariomycetes; Hypocreales; Clavicipitaceae.